ACUCUCUAAUACCAUUUAACAGAUAUAAUUUAACAAUUACUCUUGUUAUGUGUGCUCUCUUUACCAUAAACUAUUCUAUUAUGUUUAAGUAAGAGUGUUUCUGUCCAGGUUACACUGAUGUCCGACUGAUCAAUGGUCCUGACCCCUGUUCUGGCCGAGUUGAACGUCAGUAUCUCAGUAAAUGGGGCACAGUGUGUGAUGCAUGCUGGGAUAUGAGAGCUGCCAGUGUCCUCUGUAAACAGCUGAAUUGUGGGAUUGCUGUGUCUGUUGUGGGAUCAGACUGGUUUGGAGAGGGAAGUGGUGAAAUCUGGGCUGAUGUGUUUGAUUGUGACGGGAAUGAAACAAAACUCUCCGAAUGUUCAAUCUCUUCAUGGAGUCGAGCUGAACGCUCUCAUAGACGAGAUGUUGGAGUCAUCUGCUCUAACUCGUCUCUGGCUCUUCAUGAGGGUCUGGUGCGGUUGUCUGGAGAGAGUCAGUGUGAGGGGCAGGUGGAAGUUUUGAUCCAGCAGGUCUGGAGGAAGGUUUUGCUGGACUCCUGGAGUCUCACUGAAUCCUCUGUGGUCUGCAGACAGCUGGGCUGUGGCUCUGUGCUCAACUUCUCCGGCUCCUCUUCAUCCAGUCCUGAACACAGUCAUGAGUGUGUGAUGGGCUUCCAGUGCUCUGGGAGUGAAGCUCAUCUGGGGAACUGCAGCUCUCCGCAAACUCUCAACUGCAGCUCCACACAACAGCUGUCAAUCACCUGCCUUGGCCGCGGGUCCAUCAGGCUGGUGGGUUCUGGGGGUGACUGUGCAGGGAGGCUGGAGGUUUUUCACAGCGGCUCAUGGGGGACAGUGUGUGACGACUCCUGGGAUAUUAAAGAUGCCCAUGUGGUGUGCAGACAGCUGCAGUGUGGAGUGGCCCUCAGUAACCAGCAGGUACCAGCCUGGUUUGGUCCUGGUUCUGGACCCAUAUGGCUGGAUGAGGUGGAGUGUGAGGGGAAUGAGACGUCCCUGUGGAGCUGCUCUUCUCCAGGCUGGGAAAAACAUGACUGUCUACACAAAGAGGAUGUAGGAGUCGUCUGCUCUGAGUUUAAAGAGAUCAGAUUAACUGAGGGCUGUGAAGGGAAUGUGGAGGUUUUCUACAAUGGAUCCUGGGGAAAUGUGUGCUGGAAUCAGAUGGACAGAGACACAGUGAGUCUGAUCUGUCAAGAGCUGAACUGUGGAAGAUCUGGAGUUUUGUCUGAUUCUACAUCAAGACUGAAAUCUGCUCCUAACUGGCUUGAUAAAGUUAAAUGUCGACCACAUGACUCUACUUUAUGGCAUUGUCCAUCUACACCCUGGGGACAAAACUACUGUAAUGAAGAUGAAGUGGCCAAUGUUACUUGCUCAGGAGAAUCCACUUUUGUGAAAAUCCCACCAACCACCCUCAAUUAA
Messenger RNA from Danio rerio (zebrafish), 1412 nucleotides. The record is from RefSeq and is a predicted model, not a curated record. Lineage: Eukaryota; Metazoa; Chordata; Actinopteri; Cypriniformes; Danionidae.